CGUUUGUUGGAGUUGUUGAACGGUGUGAAGUGUGGCCUUUUUUUGUGCAAAAUUUGUUUGCGUAUUCUUUUAUCAUUCACUGGGAAUAUUUUAGUGAGUAGUGCGGUUGAGGAUGAACGCUGCAUGCGAACGGAUUCCACUGCGCGCAUUUUUGAUCAGCUCUGUGAUGUGUCGUCGUCACGUUCACCAGAUUAUGGAAUGUUUCGACUGCAGAUGUUCAAUUUGUUGUCGAAACUCGACGAAAUUGCCGAGAAAACAACGAAAACUUUGAGUCCAUGGUUGCUGGCCCUCUAUACACAAGAAUAUGAGAGUGUUGAUUUUAUGAGUAGAAAUCGACAGAAUAUCACGUGGACAAACCCUUCAGCGUGCGAAUUGAACGCCGUAGAAUUGGACGGUGAAAACGAUGAGGAGGAUGGUGACGAGGAGAUGGAAGUGGAGCAAAGCAAUGAAAAUGAGAACGAGACUGAGGAUGUGGUCAAUGAAACGUGA
Anisakis simplex (herring worm) is the source of this 489-nucleotide messenger RNA. Lineage: Eukaryota; Metazoa; Nematoda; Chromadorea; Rhabditida; Anisakidae. The record is from the annotation of a GenBank genome assembly.